Molecule: messenger RNA, 3682 nt
Organism: Marmota monax (woodchuck)
Lineage: Eukaryota; Metazoa; Chordata; Mammalia; Rodentia; Sciuridae
Gene: Znf839
Product: zinc finger protein 839
Exons: 9
Coding region: 988-3561 (857 amino acids)
Source: RefSeq, a predicted model, not a curated record
UUCCGGAUGCGUUCCAGGGACCGUGGCUGUCCCGAGGCUCCAGCUCGUCUGGAGGUACUGCGUGCGGAGACAGAGGCCCUCGGACGGCGCCGCCUGGCGGUCCCUAUUGUGCGGACCUCCGUUUCCGAGUUCUGGUGGUGGACGGUCCAGGUCUGGAAGUCACGCCUUCCAGAGGCUCACGGAAUGAACGGCCACAGUAAAGAGAGCCCAAAUCUCAACCGCAGGGCAGCGGGUGCAUUUCUCACUGCAGCCUGUCUCCGGCUUGGCAGGUGUGUUCAGUUCAACCGUAGCCAGGUUCCUAGGGCGAUGCCAUUUCAUAUCAGGGCUUUUUCCAAAGCAUCGCCGCGAAAACGUCUCCACCAUCGUUCAUUCUUUUCUCAAAUAUGUGUGAACCUCUGGUCCAAACAAGGCCCAAGUUCACAGACCAAAGGCUUAAGCCCUUGGUUAAGUGCUCAGGACGAAGUCAAAGGCGUGGAUGCAGUCAAUGCCAGCAGAUUAGAAGAACCCGCGGCUGCUGACAGCUGGAACACCUGUGCACACCUAGGAAUGCAUAUGCACGGUGCUGGAUUAGGCCAGGGUCGCAGCGCGGAGUGACGCCCAGCACUGAGACGAGAUCUGGUUCUGGACUCCUACUGAAGUUCACAUGCUUCUCAUCUUCUGUCAUGGGUGAAAUUUGCAGAACCAAAAAGCAUCUCCUGACUAGAUAAUUGAGAUCAAAUGCGUGUGUUAUUUGUCCACAAACCUCCACCAACGAGAAGGUGCCUGCCAGUCUGUGAUCACCCAUCUUCUACAUAAACUGCUCCUACAUGAGCCUCUGGGGAAGAUUUUUUUUUUAAAUUUUAAUAUUUAUUUUUUAGUUUUUGGCGGACACAAUAUCUUUGGUUGUAUGUGGUGCUGAGGAUCGAACCUGGGCCGCACGCAUGUCAGCAACUAGAAACCAUAUGUGUCAAGGUGACACCUGGAGACGUGAAAGGUCAGGAAAGGCCGAUGCCACCACUGGCCACCAUCCAGCCCCAAACAGCAAGACAGAGCCAGCCUCCGGGGAGGAGCUCCAGCCUGGUGGGGCUGCGCGUGGCCAGCCCUCAGCUGCUCAGGGGGCAGCCCCCGGGGAGGACCGGGCCACAUCUGUGCUUUCUCAGAAGCUCACCUCGGCCUCCUGUUCCUCGGGUGUUUGUACAGAGGCCCCUGCCCGCCCUCCAGCCAGUCCCUCCAAAGAGAGUCAAGGCCUCCCAGGCUCUAGGCGGCCAGGGCGACCGGUUGACUGCUCUGGCAGCCUCUCACCUGCCCACAAGAACGUCCAUUUCUUCCAGUUCACAUUUACUGAUUUCCAGCUUGCACACGAAACAUGCCAAGAAGCUAAAAAAAUCCUUCAAGGUGCAAACUCGUUCUGGACGGAUAUCUCGACCUCCCAAGUACAAAGCUAGAGACUAUAAAUUCAUCAAAACAGAGGACUUGGCCGAAGGGCACCCUUCGGAUUCCGAUGACUACUCAGAACUGAGCACAGAGGAAGAGGAAGGCCAGAGGGAGAAGCAGGCUCUCUUUGACUUAGAGAGCUGUGCCCUGAGGCCCAAGACCUUUCGGUGUCAGACUUGUGGCAAGUCAUACAUAGGAAAGGGGGGACUGGCCCGGCAUUUUAAACUUAACCCAGGCCACGGCCAGGUGGAUCCUGAGACGCCGCUGCCUGAGAAGGCCACUGGAAGCCUCUCCCUGGGAUGCACAGAAGCAGGGACUGGAGGCCUGAUCUCUCCAGAGCGGUGCGCACCAGCUGCAGCACGUGAGGAAGGGGCAGAAUCAGAACAGGGUGGCCAGCAGGAUGGGCAGUCUGUAGAAGAGGCAUUGGUACCUGAGCCAGAAAAUGGAAGUCAUUCAGCUCUUUUGGGAUCAGAGAGUCACCUCGGACCUAGAAGAAGUGGAGACUCGCAGACCCUGGCAGAGUCUAGUGCAGCUGUCCAUCAGAGGAUCCGAGCAUCCCAGCCCCACGAAGGCCCUGCUGGGACCAUGAGGCGGAAUGCCUCAGGGAGCAGAGCCCAGCUGGAGGAGUGUCUGCAGCAUUGUGACCAGAAGGAUCUGGUGGAGUUGGCGCUGCCUCAGCUGGCUCAGGUUGUGACCGUGUAUGAAUUCCUUCUGAUGAAGGUUGAGAAAGGUCAUCUGGCAAAGCCUUUUUUCCCAGCCGUGUAUAAGGAAUUUGAAGAGUUGCAUAACAUGGUUAAGAAACUGUGUCAAGAUUACCUCAGUGGUUCUGGUCCAUGCUCUCAGGAGCCCCUGGAAAUAAACAAUGAUAAGAGGCACCACAGCCUGAAUGCCCGUCACUCAACUCAUGGGUCCGCAUGCCUCUGCAGACCUGCAUCUGUACUGAGAGAAGCUUAUUUCUACUGGCCCUUUCCUCUUCAGGUUGCUGAGUUACUAGGAAUCACGGAGGAAUUCCUGAGGAAGAAAGAAACACACCCAGGCUACAAUCCCCCCAAACGCCCUACCCAAGAGAUGGAAGGGGAGAAGCUAGAGGCAGCCAGCCGCCAGCAGAGGGGAAAUGAGGCCGCAGAAGAGGAGCUGGCCAUGGUGAAAAGGCCCCGAAGAGACGCUCUGUGCACAGAUGCCCCCAAGUCUCCUGCUGCCCACAGUGGAGGCCAGGAGAAGACCGGGCCUUCCAAUGCCCCAGCUGCCAGUGAGGGUUUUGCCUCUCCAGCAAGUGGGAGCGCCCCUCCCUAUUCUGAAGAAAGCCAUGGGAUGGCACUUUCUAAUAGUGGCAGAAGCAAAUUACAUGUGGGCCAGCAGCUUAAAGCUUUUGAUGACUUCAGAGCCAGGAGGAGGUCUGUGGGCUCCGCUCCCCUGUGCGGGGCCACCAGUCGGCCAGCUCUUCAUGCUCAGUUAAGAGAGCCUGGGGGCCUGCCUCCGGCCCAGGUGGCAGCAUUUCCUGAAGAUAAUGAUCCGGAACACUCUGCAGACUCCAACACCGGGGACAGCCAGAGGAGCCCAGGUGUCUGUGGUGUCCUGUUGUCAGGUAGAAGAGGGGAGUGCUUGCUGCCUGGCAGGUCUGGAAGUGCAGAGGUAGGGAACCGUGGUGAGAUGUGUGGCUCCCACCUGAACUGCCAGCAAGUCGGCCCCAGGCACUCUGUGGCCCCUUCACUGAAGAUUUUGCCCAUGGAUGCCAUGCCAGUAGACUAUGCCUCCAGAACGGUGUCAGAGCCAGGGCCUCAGCCUGGCCCAGACAGAUCACUGCCAACUAAAGGGGGUCUUGGAAGCCAAGCUGGGGACUUGAACUGGUUCCCCUGUGGGACACAGGUGCACAUUGACCAAAGAGAACUGGAAAGUGUGGUGGCUGUAGGGGAAGCCUUGGCAUUUGAAAUUCCCAAUGGGUGUCAGAUGUUGUCUCAGGAACAGAUUUUUAUUCAGACUUCUGAUGGGCUGAUCUUGCCCCAUCCAGGCACCAUAGUGUCUCAGGGGGAGGACAUUGUCAUAGUGACUGAUGCCAAGGGGCCUGCCCUACAGACUGGUCCACCAGAAGAGGGUCCUUCAGAGACUGUGGAGACAUUCCUCACUGUAGAGACAGAGCCCUCCCAGUGACAAGGAGUCCAAAGCUUGAUCCUGGAUUUGUAUGCAUUUUAUCCAGAGAAGGUCUAUUCCAGGCAGUGUAUAUUUUUCUAAUGUGAAUACUGAUACAAAUGAACCUUUUAUUUAUAAAGUA